This is a messenger RNA of Oncorhynchus gorbuscha (pink salmon), 2446 nucleotides long. RefSeq names its product CDK5 and ABL1 enzyme substrate 2-like. The transcript has 9 exons. The record is from RefSeq and is a predicted model, not a curated record. Bases 26 to 1552 code for a protein of 508 amino acids. Gene Ontology annotation, biological process: regulation of cell cycle. NCBI's taxonomy places the organism in Eukaryota, Metazoa, Chordata, Actinopteri, Salmoniformes, Salmonidae.
CCGUGAGAUACUUCCUCAGUAGAGAAUGGCUGCUGCCGCCUGCACUACCGUUAACAACGCUGCCGUUAACAACACUACCAACCCGCUGAAACAACACCGGAGGAAAAAUAGAGAUACGCGGCGGAGACAAGCAGCUCUCUUUUUCCUUAGUAACAUUUCACUAGAUGGACGGCCAGUACAACAGACAUACCAUGGAAACCGAGACAGCGAGUUGCUGGGGGGCGAUAUCCGGGCGACAGUGGCCGGGAUGUUAACCGUGUCCAACUAUGGGACCUUCACUAACCUACCAACGUCGGUGAGCUGCGGGACCGUUGGGAACGUUUGCGCCGUUCCGGGACUCGGAGUUAUCACUGUCCCGCCUAUCCUCGUUCUGCCUUCGGACUCGUUCAAUGAUGGGACAACGGAGGUAUUUCUGGAGAGGCGAGGAGGGUCGUUUUCCUCGCAGGGAAACCUCCUCUCUCCCUCGGGUCUCCUUCCUACUCCCCUCGGACGGCGGAAGUCCUCCACGUUGCUGUCUGUCCAGAGUUGUAAUUCGGUGACUUCGGAAUCGGGACGGAGUCGGGCUCGUAACCUGUUGGGCUCCCCCAGACAUCACCCUGUGAAGAAGGUCCACUUCAUCAAGAACAUGAGACAAUACGACACACGAGGCAGCAGGAUCGUGUUGAUCUGUGCCAAGCGUUCUCUGUGUGCAGCCUUCUCAGUGUUACCCUAUGGAGAGAGCUUUCACAUCAGUGACUCCAAGUUGGACAGGUGUAGGCAUUCAUCAGGGAACAUCUCUACCAGUCUGGAGAUGAUGCCUGGACUAGAAGGGUUCGAACUGGAGCCCUACGGCAAGACGGUGUCAUAUGCCCAGUUUCUGUACCCGACCAACGCCCUGGUCCGUCAGAAGACCCCCUCGGUGGACAUUACCCUCCAGGUGCCCCUCAACCAGGUGACCCGGAACAGUAACCCCAGAAACUACACCCCAACCAGGCUAAACUGCAACGUGGGACUGGAUCUGGGUGUGGAUGAGGCAUUAGACUAUGACCCCAACCUUCUGAGUGACCCCCAGUGGCCUUGUGGGAAACACAAGAGAGUCCUGAUCUUCGCUUCAUACAUGACGACAGUGAUAGAGUACGUGAAGCCGUCUGAUCUGAAAAAGGACAUGAACGAGACUUUUAAAGAGAAGUUUCCUCAAGUCAAGCUGACUCUCAGCAAGAUCAGGAGUCUAAAGAGAGAGAUGCGUACAGUGGGUGACGACUGCGGCCUGCAGGCGGUCACCGUGGCGAUGGCAUUUGUUUACUUUGAGAAGCUGGUCCUCCAGGGACGACUCAACAAACACAACAGGAAGUUGGUCUCUGGAGCCUGUGUGCUGCUCGCUGCUAAGAUCAGCAGCGACCUCAAGAAGCAGGACGUCACGCAGCUCAUAGAUAAAUUAGAGGAGCGUUUCCGUAUCAGUCGGCGGGAGUUGAUCCCAUUUGAGUUCACUAUCCUUGUUGCCCUGGAGAUGGCUCUGUACCUGCCUGAGAGCGCCAUCAUGCCACACUACCGACGCCUGGUGCAGCAGAACUAGGGCCACGCCCACUGCUGCACCCACGUGGACGGGAGCCACGCCUACAAGGGUCUGGAGACUGGACACGGGGGUGGAGUUAGGGGAGGAGCUACACCUGCUAGGGUCUGGAGACUGGACAUGUGAGGGGAGGAGCUACACCUGCUAGGUUCUGGAGACUGGACAUGGGGGUGGAGUGAGGGGAGGAGCUACACCUGCUAGGUUCUGGAGACUGGACAUGGGGGUGGAGUGAGGGGAGGAGCUACACCUGCUAGGGUCUGGAGACUGGACAUGGGGGUGGAGUGAGGGGAGGAGCUACACCUGCUAGGGUCUGGAGACUGGACAUGGGGGUGGAGUGAGGGGAGGAGCUACACCUGCUAGGGUCUGGAGACUGGUCAGGGAAUUCUCUGCCCCCACACCUGGAAACCUGGGCAUUUGAUACCAUUCCACUCCAGCCAUUACCACGAGCCCGUCCUCCCCAAUUAAGGUGCCACCAACCCCCUGUGCUAAGCACCAUAAAAUUCAGACUUACUCACCUCAGUAACUGGUAUUUUACUCUCACCUUGAAGAAGUAUAAAUUACACCGAUCAGUCUUCCUACAUUUGCUCGUAUUAUUAUCAACAUACAGUAUAUAGUUACUACACUUUCUAAACCUGAACGUUGCCAUGCUUCCACGUGCCACAAGGGGGUGCUACAGUUCAGCAGUAGCAUUGCAAGAAUACCAGUUAGUCUUCAUACACACUUAUAGGGCUGACCUAAACUGUACCGUUCUGGUUCGGGUUUUCUUCUCGCUUCACAUUGUCCGUUCCAGCAGGGUUCCGGCAGGGUUCAGGCAGGGUUCCGGCAGGGUUCCAGCAGGGUUCAGGCAGGGUUCCAGCAGGGUUCAGGCAAGGUCCCCAGCAGGGUUCCAGCAGGAUU